Fundulus heteroclitus (mummichog) is the source of this 1565-nucleotide messenger RNA. RefSeq names its product ras-related GTP-binding protein C. Gene Ontology annotation, biological process: positive regulation of TOR signaling; cellular response to amino acid stimulus; regulation of autophagy. NCBI's taxonomy places the organism in Eukaryota, Metazoa, Chordata, Actinopteri, Cyprinodontiformes, Fundulidae. The record is from RefSeq and is a predicted model, not a curated record. Gene Ontology annotation, cellular component: nucleus; lysosome; Gtr1-Gtr2 GTPase complex. Gene Ontology annotation, molecular function: GTP binding; GTPase activity. The transcript is spliced from 7 exons. The coding region runs from base 30 to 1184 and encodes 384 amino acids.
GGGCAGCCAGGGUUCUGCGCAGGUCCAGCAUGAACAUCCAGUACGAGGAGCCGACGCUGAGCAGCAGCUACAGCGUGGUGGGCUCCUUCCCCAAGAGCUUCGGCUACGGCGGGGAGGAGCAGGACCUGGACCCGGAGGACAGCAGCCCGUCCGCCGGCAGGCCCAGGAUCCUGCUCAUGGGUCUGAGGAGGAGCGGCAAGUCCUCCAUCCAGAAGGUGGUGUUCCACAAGAUGUCUCCUAACGAGACGCUGUUCCUGGAGAGCACCAACAAGAUCUACAAGGACGACGUCUCCAGCAGCUCCUUCGUCAGCUUCCAGAUCUGGGACUUCCCGGGCCAGGUGGACUUCUUCGACCCAACCUUCGACAGCGAGAUGAUCUUCAAGGGAACCGGAGCUCUCAUCUUCGUCAUCGACGCUCAGGACGACUACAUGGAGGCUCUGGGCCGGCUCCACCUGACCGUGUCACGGGCCUACAAGGUGAACCCGGACAUCAACUUCGAGGUGUUCAUCCAUAAAGUGGACGGUUUGUCUGACGACCACAAGAUCGAGACGCAGCGGGACGUCCACCAGCGGGCCAACGACGACCUGGUGGACGCCGGCCUGGACCGCCUCCACCUCAGCUUCUACCUGACCAGCAUCUACGACCACUCCAUCUUCGAGGCCUUCAGUAAAGUGGUGCAGAAGCUCAUCCCCCAGCUGCCCACCUUGGAGAACCUCCUAAACAUCUUCAUCUCACACUCUGGCAUUGAGAAGGCCUUCCUGUUCGACGUGGUCAGUAAGAUCUACAUCGCCACGGACAGCUCUCCGGUGGACAUGCAGUCGUACGAGCUCUGCUGUGACAUGAUCGACGUGGUCAUCGAUGUCUCCUGCAUCUACGGGCUGAUGGAGGACGGCGGCGGCUGCGCCUACGACAGCGAGUCCCUGGCCAUCAUCAAGCUGAACAACACCACGGUGCUCUACCUGAAGGAGGUCACCAAGUUCCUGGCUCUGGUCUGCAUCCUCAGGGAGGAGAGCUUCGAGAGGAAAGGUCUGAUCGACUACAACUUCCACUGUUUCCGGAAAGCGAUCCACGAAGUGUUUGAGGUGGGAAGCUUGUUUGACGGCGCCAUCUGGGGACCUGCGAGUUCCUCCAGCAGCAAGCAGACGAGCCUGAAGAACCCGGUGCUGAACGGAAGCGCAGUUUAAGGCUCCUGGAGACGCGUCAGCUCCAGAAAGAGAAGCUGCAGAGUGAUGCAGACUGGAAACACCUUGAAUGCAGCAGGGACUCCAGAUUCCUCCCAGGAAGCAGACCUGCAGCUGGGACGAGGCGCCUGACGAACUCCACGGUCUGGACCUGAUUUCCAGGUUGGCCUCUGGAACCGGACCGUUAGCAGUCAGCGGUGCUGCGUGCAGCUCAGACCCGUUUGACCCGCAGAAAGCACCUCUGUGGCGUCUAGACGUUAACGAGACCAGAACUGAACCCGGUUUACUCUCACGGUUUUAUGUGACGAAGCUUUUGGCCAAAUAAGUUUGAUGUUCUGCUUUUAUUAUCGUGUGGAUUUUUAAAUAAAAAGGUUCUGUCCUUCA